This is a messenger RNA of Oikopleura dioica, 1161 nucleotides long. The record is from the annotation of a GenBank genome assembly. Lineage: Eukaryota; Metazoa; Chordata; Appendicularia; Copelata; Oikopleuridae.
AUGGCUGGUAAAAGCUUGAUUUGGAAUUCGCUGCUCUGGGCACUGACAGGUGCAACAUUCCUGCCGAGCGACAACCGUCCCUGGAAGAGUUACAAGAAGUGUGGAUACAGAACUGGAUUCGAAACCAUCGACGAGCCUGCCUUCAGCCCGAGCGAGUCCGGAAGAAAACCAAAUACAAAGAUUUACAACGGACGGGGGAUUUUUACGAAGGGCGAGUGGCCCUGGUUCGCUUCGAUUUUGGAGUCAGGUACGGAAAGCUUUAUUGAUCCUAGGGUCAAAUGCAUGGGAGUGCUCAUCAAUUGCAAUACUGUUCUGACGACUGCUGCUUGUGGCAAGACUGUAAGUAAAGGAGAUCAGGUAAAGAUAGGCUCUCCUGUGGCGGAAAACUCGACGGUGGAUCGAAAAGUCAGCCAGGUGGUCAUCCAUCCAGGCUUUACCACGACGCAUAAAGAACAUACAGUGCAUUACAAUAAUGUGGCUGUAUUGUUCGUUGACUCGCCUGUAUCGGAUGAUAUUCUUUACGAAGAAAAUAUGGUCUCGCCUGUCUGCAUGACUGAAGACGCGUCUUUUCUCACCUCGAAGUGCUGGGCCCUUGGCGUCACCACGAGUCCCGGAUCAACGAGCCCUCCUUAUUUAUCGACCGCAGUACAGCUCGAUGUUGAAAGACAGUCAUUAAAGUACUGUAACGCCUUUGGAUACGGAGGCGAACUGGAUAAGGACCAACAUGCUUGUAUAAAGGCAAAAUGGUCUUCUGAAAAUCAAGGCUUCUGCAACCUGGCCGACAAUGGGGCUCCAGUCGUCUGCAAGAGAGAUAACUCGCAAAACGAAUUCUUUUUGCUUGGAAUGUACUCGUUCUCCGAGGGCUGUACGACUUUUCCUCGCCCUGCAAUCUUCCAAAAGACAGACUUUUUGGACGAAUGGAUUCAAAAGACAAUCUUGAAGAAUCAAAAAUGCUCCUGUGUUCCUCCUCGACCCGGACCAAGACUCGAUGUCCAGCCUGACAUGUGCUGCUUGAAUUUCGCCUACAACUCUGGAAUGAAAGAGUGCUGCGGUGGAAAAUUGAUUGAAAGGGAUUCUUCACUAGAAUGCUGCUCUGGAGUUCCCUACGACAGCAAUUCGCACCGCUGCUCCUCCAACGAUGGCUCAAUCGUCAAAUUAUAA